Messenger RNA from Platichthys flesus (European flounder), 8493 nucleotides. It is a transcript of the gene unc13a, whose product is annotated as unc-13 homolog A (C. elegans). Gene Ontology annotation, biological process: synaptic vesicle maturation; synaptic vesicle priming; neuromuscular junction development. Gene Ontology annotation, cellular component: presynaptic active zone cytoplasmic component; synaptic vesicle membrane; neuromuscular junction. Gene Ontology annotation, molecular function: calmodulin binding; diacylglycerol binding; syntaxin-1 binding. The coding region runs from base 431 to 5740 and encodes 1769 amino acids. The transcript is spliced from 41 exons. NCBI's taxonomy places the organism in Eukaryota, Metazoa, Chordata, Actinopteri, Pleuronectiformes, Pleuronectidae. The record is from RefSeq and is a predicted model, not a curated record.
UCCUGAAUUGUUCAAACAUACAAACACGUACACUGGUGGGGGAGUCUCACCACAGACCACCGCCCUGACGUCACUGCCAGGAGCUGUCCACUCGGCGGUGGUGCUGAAGCUGAACAAGAUGGCUGAGUGCUGGGGAGCGGAGAGCUGAGAGAGAGAAGGUGGUCGGCGGAAAAGUCUCAGAUUUGGACAGACGCGCCACUCAAAGGAGGACAGACGGGUUCACCACUCCGGAGCUCGGCCUGACACAGCGAAGAGUUGAUUUACCGAACAGCGGAACGAGCCCCGCCAGGCCCCGGCUCUGCUGCCGACGGCAGGCUUCUCCCCACCCGCAGCACCGCGACCCUCUCCCCGGCUGCGCUGCCGCACAGAUUAGCUCAGUGAAGGAAGCUGGUGAAGAAGCUGGACCCGGGGCCAAAGGCGCUCAUAAGAAAUGUCAUUGCUGUGUGUUGGAGUGAAGAAAGCGAAGCUUGAUGGACCCCAAGAGAAAUUUAACACAUACGUGACCCUGAAGGUGCAGAAUGUUAAGAGCACCACCAUCGCUGUGCGCGGCAGUCAGCCGUGCUGGGAGCAGGACUUCAUGUUUGAAAUAAACCGCCUGGAUCUGGGCCUCACAGUUGAGGUGUGGAAUAAAGGGCUGAUCUGGGACACCAUGGUGGGCACCGUAUGGAUCCCCCUGCACAGCAUACGGCAGUCCAAUGAGGAGGGUCCAGGUCAGUGGCUGACGCUGGACUCCAACGUGAUCAUGGCUGAGAAUGAGAUCUGUGGAACCAAAGACCCGACCUUUCACAGGCUGCUGCUCGACAUCCGCUUUGAACUGCCACUCGACAUUCCGGAGGAGGAGGCCAGAUACUGGGCUAAGAAACUUGAACAACUAAACGCCAUGAGAGAUCAAGAUUAUGCCUAUCAGGAGGAGCAGGAGCGGCCGCUGCACGCACCGACCACACAGUGCUGUAAUUGGAGUCUGUGGGGAGAGCAGCAAAACGAGGACCCCGACAGCGCCGUGGACGACAGGGACAGCGACUACCGCAGCGAGACCAGUAACAGCAUCCCACCUCCGUUCUACACGACCUCUCAGCCCAACGCGUCCAUGCACCAGUAUCCCAUGAGGAACCCGCAGUUAAGACACUCCUACAAUGACGAUAUCCACGAGUUGGACUAUGACCACCGAGCCAUGAGUCCCACGGACAGUCGUUACGCCUCAUCAGGCGAGUUGAGUCGAGGCAGCUCGCAGCUCAGCGAGGGGUUUGUUCCCGAGGACGGCGGGAGCUUGCGAGGUUCGGAGUUCUACGAUGAAAACGACUCCUACCAUUCCUGCCACUCCUCAGUCAGCGGCGGCAAAGAGGAUUCCCCGGGCUGGGAGGGUGAAGAUCCCCAGGCCAUCUACAGCGACGAUGGAGCCUACCUCAAAGACGGAGGGGAGGAGGGGGCACUGUAUGAUGAAGAUGAGGGAGACAUGUACGGGGAGGAAGGAGAGUACACCUACGAAGAUGAGGAGGACAUGCCUUAUGAGGAGGAUGAAGAUAUGUAUCAGCUUGACGGCACACUCAGUGAAUCCCAGGAACCGCCCUACACCCCCACACCCACAAGCACUGACCCCGCCCUGAUGCCGCCCUCUGAUGGUCAGUCCUCCACCCGGCCGCCGCUGGAGAAGCAGGCGUCAUUACGACAGCAGCAGCAGCCGGCCCACGAUCAGAUCCAGCCUCCGAUCACAGCUCCUGGUCUACCUCCGGCCUCAGAGGACGACAUGCUGCCACCUUUCACUUCAGACUCGACUAAAACUCCCUUUGCAUUCCCAGCGCCAGAUAUGUCCACCACCACAUCCACACCCACUCCUGCAACCACUAUACAGGUUCCAGUCCCAGACUCCAUACCCCUGGAACCCGAACACAAACCUGAGUCAGCACUGGGGGAACCGAAACCUUUCGAGCUGCUUCCAGCAGCAGAAGCCAUCUCUCCAGCUCCUGUGGAGAAAACAGAGGAGCCUCCUGUUCCAAGUUUCCCCAGAAGAGAAAUCAUGGAGCCUGGUACUGCCAGAGCCAAAGCCAACUGGCUUCGACUUUUCAGCAGAGUGCGAUUACAGCUGCAAGAGGCCCGAGGAGAAAAUGUUGGCAUCGCCCGCCUGCUGCUAUCAGCAGGGAUGGGCGGCGCUCUGUACAGCAUCGACAGCAUGCCAGACCUCAGGAAGAGGAAAGCUAUGCCUCUGGUCAGAGAUCUGUCUUUGGUUCAGAACUCCAGGAAAGCAGGUAUCACCUCGGCCCUGACGUCCAGCACCCUCCAUAAUGAAGAACUGAAGAGUCAUGUCUAUAAGAAGACUCUUCAGGCCCUCAUAUAUCCCAUCUCCUGCACCACCCCACAUAAUUUUGAGGUGUGGACCGCCACCACUCCGACUUACUGCUACGAGUGCGAGGGGCUGCUGUGGGGUAUCGCUCGCCAGGGCAUGCGCUGUACCGAGUGUGGAGUCAAGUGUCACGAAAAGUGCCAAGAUCUACUCAACGCCGACUGUCUGCAAAGGGCGGCGGAGAAGAGCUCCAAACACGGUGCAGAGGACCGAACCCAGAACAUCAUCAUGGUCCUGAAGGACCGCAUGAAGAUCCGUGAGAGGAACAAACCAGAGAUCUUUGAACUCAUUCAGGAAGUGUUCACCAUUCUCAAGGCCACCCACGUCACCCAGAUGAAGCAGAUCAAACAGAGCGUGCUCGAUGGCACCUCCAAAUGGUCGGCCAAGAUCUGCAUCACAGUGUUGUGUGCUCAGGGUCUUCAAGCCAAGGAUAAAACUGGCUCCAGUGAUCCUUAUGUCACUGUCCAGGUGGGAAAGACCAAAAAGAGGACCAAGACCAUCUACGGAAACCUCAACCCCGUCUGGGAGGAGACAUUCAAUUUCGAGUGUCACAACUCCUCAGAUCGGAUCAAGGUGCGCGUGUGGGAUGAGGACGACGACAUCAAGUCCCGUGUGAAGCAGAAGUUCAAGCGAGAGUCUGAUGACUUCCUCGGUCAAACCAUCAUCGAGGUCCGAACCCUGAGCGGAGAGAUGGAUGUCUGGUACAAUCUCGACAAGCGUACAGACAAAUCCGCUGUAUCUGGAGCCAUCCGCAUGCACAUUAAUGUAGAAAUCAAAGGAGAGGAGACGGUCGCCCCGUAUCACGUUCAGUACACCUGUUUGCAUGAAAACCUCUUCCACUAUAUGACAGACCUGCAGAACAACGGCGUGGUGAAGAUCCCUGAUGCCAAAGGGGAUGAUGCAUGGAAAGUUUACUUCGAGGAGACGCCCCAGGAGAUCGUAGAUGAGUUCGCCAUGCGCUACGGAGUGGAGUCCAUCUACCAGGCCAUGACCCACUUUGCCUGUCUGUCGUCCAAGUACAUGUGCCCAGGUGUGCCUGCAGUAAUGAGCACACUGCUGGCUAACAUCAAUGCCUACUAUGCCCAUACCACCCAGGCAACUAACAACGUCUCUGCCUCUGACCGCUUUGCUGCUUCUAACUUCGGGAAAGAGCGAUUUGUCAAGCUUCUAGAUCAGCUGCACAACUCUCUGAGGAUCGACCUGUCCAUGUACAGAAAUAACUUCCCAGCCAGCAGUCCUGAGAGGCUGCAGGAUCUCAAGUCCACAGUGGACCUCCUCACCAGUAUCACCUUCUUCAGAAUGAAGGUCCAAGAACUCCAGUCUCCGCCCAGAGCCAGUCAAGUAGUCAAGGACUGUGUCAAAGCUUGUCUCAACUCCACCUAUGAGUACAUCUUUAACAACUGUCAUGAGCUCUACAGCCGCGAGUAUCAGACAGACCCGGCGAAGCAGGGCGCCGUGCCUCCAGAGGAGCAGGGACCGAGCAUCAAGAACCUGGAUUUCUGGUCCAAGCUCAUCACACUUAUUGUUUCCAUUAUCGAGGAGGACAAGAACUCCUACACCCCCUGCCUGAACCAAUUUCCCCAGGAGCUCAACGUGGGGAAAAUCAGUGCAGAAGUGAUGUGGAACCUGUUUGCUCAGGAUAUGAAAUAUGCAAUGGAGGAGCAUGAAAAAAAUCGACUGUGCAAGAGCGCAGAUUACAUGAACCUGCACUUCAAGGUCAAGUGGCUGUACAACGAGUACUGCAAAGACCUGCCCUUCUUCAAGAGCAGAGUGCCCGAGUAUCCUGCGUGGUUUGAGCCAUUUGUCAUCCAGUGGCUGGAUGAAAAUGAGGAAGUGUCUCGAGACUUUCUGCACGGUGCUCUGGAACGAGACAAAAAAGAUGGGUUCCAGGUCACAUCAGAACACGCUCUGUUCUCCUGCUCUGUGGUGGAUGUGUUUUCUCAGCUCAACCAGAGCUUUGAGAUAAUCAGGAAGCUGGAGUGUCCAGAUCCACAGAUUGUUGGACACUACAUGAAGAGAUUCGCCAAGACAAUCAGCAAUGUCCUACUGUCCUAUGCUGACAUAAUCUCCAAGUGUUUUGCCAACUAUGUCACCAUGGAGAAAGUGCCCUGCAUCCUGAUCAACAACAUCCAACAGCUGAGAGUUCAACUGGAGAAAAUGUUUGAAGCGAUGGGUGGAAAAGACUUGUGUGUGGAGGCCAGCGAUAUCCUGAAGGACCUGCAGGUUAAGCUCAACAAUGUUAUGGACGAUCUCAGCAGGAUCUUCUCUGUCAGUUUCCAGCCUCAUAUUGAGGAGAAUGUAAAGCAGAUGGGAGACAUCUUGGCCCAGGUGAAGGGAACUUCAAACGUAGGGAACGCCAGCAGCGUGGCGCAGGAUGCUGACAACGUCCUGCAGCCCAUCAUGGAGUUCCUGGACAGCAACCUGACUUUGUUUGCUAAGAUCUGUGAGAAGACUGUGCUGAAGCGUGUGUUGAAGGAGCUGUGGAAGCUGGUGAUGAACACCAUGGAGAAGACCAUCGUCCUGCCGCCGCUCACAGACCAAACGGGGAGGCUGAAGAAUGCUUCUCACAGUGAUGGCACUCAGCUCAUCUUUAACGCUGCCAAGGAGCUGGGACAGCUGUCCAAGCUGAAGGAGCACAUGGUUCGUGAGGAGGCCAAGGCGCUCUCACCCAAGCAGUGUGCGGUGAUAGAGCUGGCCCUCGACACCAUUAAGCAAUACUUCCAUGCUGGUGGUGUGGGUCUGAAGAAGACCUUCCUGGAGAAGAGUCCUGACCUCCUGUCUCUGCACUACGCCCUGUCCCUCUACACUCAGGCCACAGACAAACUUAUUAGGACCUUUGUCUCUUCACAGAACGCACAAGGCUCUGGGGUGGACGAUGCUGUGGGAGAGGUGUCCAUCCACGUGGAGAUCUUCACUCAUCCCAACACUGGAGAGCACAAGGUCACAGUGAAAGUCGUGGCUGCCAAUGACCUGAGGUGGCAGACGCAGGGAAUUUUCCGACCCUUCGUGGAGGUCUACAUCAUCGGCCCCCACCUCAGCGACAAGAAGAGGAAGUACGCCACAAAGUCAAAGAACAACAGCUGGGCUCCAAAAUACAACGAAACCUUCCCAUUCACCCUGAGCAGCGAGGUGGGUCCCGAGUGCUACGAGCUGCAGGUGUGUGUGAAGGACUACUGCUUCGCCCGAGAAGACCGCACCGUGGGAAUGGCCGUCUUGCAACUGAAAGACAUGGCCUCCAAGGGCAGCGUGGCCUGCUGGCUGCCGCUGGGUAAACGCAUCCACAUGGACGAGACGGGCCUCACCGUGCUGCGCAUCCUCUCCCAGCGCAACAACGACGACGUGGCCAAGGAGUUCGUCAAGCUCAAGUCCGACCAGCGCUCUCCAGAGGAGGGCCGCAGCUAAGACACAGAAAAAGAAAUUUAAAAAAAAAGACUGUUUGGAACCUGAAUCAGAUGUCGCUACCUACUGCCCUGGAGCUCUCUCGCGAGCCACUGCUAGCCACUGCCCUGAAGAUCCAGUGUUGUAAAAACACAGAUAAGGCAGUCACCACACACCCAGUGCUAAAUACAUUCAUUUCAGUGGGAAACACGUAGUGCUGAGCAAAGCAUCACUUUUAUUUUCUGCACACACAAAAAAAAAAAGCCCCAGUGUCUUCAUUGUCACAGAUAGCAAACAGCACAUACACUUUAAUCCUAGAGCAUAUAUAUACUUUCUAUCUAUAUAGGUGAGUCAUGCUGUUCCAUAACCAAUGGCAUGGCCACCCGCCCACACAUGCCCACUUCCUGUUCCUCUCCUCCCUCCCCGGCCUGCGCCCGCUCAGAGAAGGGAGAAGUGCCAAGAGAUAAACGCUGAAACAUCCCGAGACCAGCCCUAAGCACAAUGGGACCAACUGACCCAUUAACAACAACGACAAUGGCUGCACUGCCUCAAACAUUCCAGAUAUCAUGGAGGGGAACAAAGCACUAUUUAUUUUUGUUUACAGCUUUCUUCCUAGUUAUAUUCAUAUUUGAAUAUCACUAUAAAUAUAGAAUAUUAUAUGAAGGACCUAAUGUAUAGUAGUUAUAAGGGGAUAUUCAAUGGACGUGUGCCACUUGAGAAAUAGUCCUCGUCUGUCUUUCUGUCCAUCGACCCUCUAACAGAGCACACUGCCUGACACCCUCAAUGCCUUCUGUCCCGUUGACCCUCGUACAUAUGGUUUGUGCGUCAUCAAUACAGCGACUGUAUAGAGAGACGAAUCUGAUGAAAACACAUCUGCCGGCACUGUGAUUCAUCAGAGUGUGCGUGUGUGUGUGUGUGUGUGUGCGUCUGUGUGAACGUGUGAUCUGCGUUGGUAAUAUGUUCUAAUGUCGACCUCAUGUGUUGCCUGUUACCUGCAGAUGUUAUCAUCACAAAGCCAUCACAAACAAAGCGUGUCACACAGAGGAGGGGUUUCUUCACGUUCUGGCUGGAUUUUGACCAGAUUAUUUGACUUUAGGGGUUAUACAACUUGUGUCUUCUGAUGGUUGUUCCAUCUUCUUUGUGUAACUAUAAGCAUUCCACAACCAGACGGCCCAAACUGGGUGUGUGAGGGAUGGAGAACUCUACCAAAUCAAAAUCAGCACGUAAGCAGAUGAUAAAAACAAGCUCCCUGAGACCUUUUUUUUAGAAAACAGCAGCACCGGCGCCCCAGGGAGAGCACAAACCGUUAAUGAUCUCACUACCCAUCAUUCCCUAAUGAUUCCACCCCAGGUGCUGUAACCCUAUUCCCUGAUAAGGAGAAGUCCGACCUCUGCUAAAGGGCUGUAGAUCCACACCACACCUGGGUCUGGUACCUGCACUUAAAGAGGGCCUACAGUUCGGUCUGUGGCUCUAAUCAGUGGAGAGAGAAGCAUGGAGAUUUUAGAAGCACAAGGUCGUCGCCGCACCUAUUUCAACAUGUUUAUACUGAGCUUGUCCUUCAGUGAUUGUUUAUAAAUUUACAUCAGUGUCAUGUGGAAAUAAAUGUAGUGAAAUGGCCAUUGACUGUCCAGCAUGUCACUUCUAUUUUCAGUGAAUGCCCCAUGAACUGAUUUAGUUGCCUGUUUGGGGUUUACAUGCUUGUUGUGAUUUUAAAAACAGCAUCCGAAUGAGGAAAUGAUGAUCAGGGUCAACGAGUUAAAACCACAGGUUGUAUGUUUAGUUGUUCUCUUCCUGCCUCUUUGUUACAGCGCCCCUGACGAGGGCCUCUCCCACUUGACGAUAAAUGAAUCAUUUUAAAGACCCCCUUCUUUUUUGAACAAGGUGUAAGAACUGAACUCUAUGCAUUUGAAUCUAUAGUUAAAAUCUAUGUAGAUGAGUCAUUUAUGAAAAGCUCUUAUAAUGUUUACAUUGUGGAUUAUUAUUCAGAUUUUAUCAGCACAAGCGUUUGUCUGAUACGUUGUUAACGCCGUCUAUAUUGUAACAGGCCGGAUCACGCGGGUGUAUUCGAGCUGAUCAGAGCUGAGACUUGUUUGUACAGCAUCUCAGUGCAGAUUAGAAUAUUCUGGAACAGACAGAGAUUGAUGUUGGUGUUGGUGUUGCACAGUGUAAAUAGCUCAGAUGGCCCGGACACACGUCAGACUAUGUGAAGUGAAGUUUGAUGCUCUUUUGUAGAAUUUUACUCUGGGUGAAUGGGCAGUUGGGAAAUGAUGUGUGUGUGUGUGUGUGUGUGUGUGUGUGUGUGUGUGUGUGUGUGUGUGUGAGUGUGAGUGCUUGCUGGAUUGCGUGCGUGCGUGAGAGAAGGUGCCCAUUCAGGAAAUGUAGCUGUUAUUAAGAGUUAUAUUAAGAGUGCGUACACACAGGAUAUGAUGAUGAAACAAUAUGUACGAAUCUAACAAUGAGCUUGUUAAGCUGCUGCAAGAAGGAAGAAGUGAGGAACUGAAUCUAAAGAAUGUUGGUGUGUACAAAGUCUUUUCCUCGAAGGGAACAUCUGCACAUUCUUUUAAGAACUUUACAUAACAGGUAAACAACCGUCACAACGCAGUAAUUGCCACGAAAAUAAAUCUUUAUUUAUUGCUGUUGACAAUGAUAUUUUAGAGGAGGAGGUUUGGGUGUAACCAGGCUGGCAUGAGACACAGAGAUGUUAAUGGAGUAUAAAUGUAAAAGCACAACAAAAAGCACAGACACAAAGUCGACAGACAUGCAUGAUCUGUUCUGUU